UUUAAACAAUUUUUUAAAUUAUAUUAAUGUAAAAAUAUUAAAUAUUUGUCUUAUUUGAAUCUCUAUUCGUUUCGAAAUUGCAAAGUAUUAGAAUAGCAAUAAAAUUAAAAAAAAAAAUCAACACAUUACAAAACUAUAAAUUGCAUUCCGACAAAAAUGGCUUGACGGCUUGACAAGGUUAAGUUUUAACCAGAUUUCUAUCAAAAUUGCAUCACGUCCGCAUAAUCUAAUAUUAAUAAUAGAGAUAAUGUGAUAUCAAAUUCUAUGGGAAGAGUAGAUAAGAAACGAAGUUGUGAAAAUAUAAAUAGUUAACAGUUGAUAGUUUGUAUUGCCAAUUUCUCUCUUCUAUUACUUAAUCUCUCAUUAUACAAAGUGUGACGUCAAAUUCUUUCGCGCGUAAUAGUUUUUUCAGUCAAAGAAAUGAAUUUUAGAGUUAAUUUGUCCUAUUAGAAAUACAAUUUCAAAUGCAAUGAAAAUAAACGAGAAAAACAUGGUAGCUUUUGCAACUUCGGCAACACCAGUAGAUCGUGAAGGCUGGUUAUACAAACGUGGUGAAUUGAAUCGUGGUUAUCAAAAAAGAUGGUUUGUUCUCAAAGGAAAUAUAUUAUUUUAUUUCGAUCGACGCGGUGACAAAGAACCAGUUGGUAUGAUAGUUCUUGAAGGUUGUACUAUUGAAUUGGCAGAAGAUGAGGAACAAUUUGGUUUUCAAAUUGUAUUUCAUGGUCCAAAUAAUAGAAAUUAUGCUCUUGCAGCAGAAUCUCAAGAAUCUAUGGAGCAAUGGAUGAAAGCUUUAGCAUGUGCAAGUUAUGAUUAUAUGAAGUUAAUGGUAGCAGAUUUACAAAGACAAUUGGAUGCUGCAGAAGAAGAAACAACAAUGGUGGUAGCUCCUUCACAAUCUCCUAAAGCUCCACCAAGGCAACGACAUAAUCCUUUUAAUAGAUCAGAAUUUCAUCAUCGUUCACAGAGUGUUAGAUCUGCCCCUGGAAGAACAGAAAAUGUUCCAAGAACAAGGAUAACAUUCCGUGAAUUGCAUAAUAUGUAUGGUAGAAGAAUUUUAGCUGAUUUAAAUGAAUGGAGACACACAAGGAAAGCUGCUGAAGCUCCCUUGAUCAGUUUUUAAUAAUGCAUUUCAUAUAAAUUGUAAAUAUUUAAUUCAAUGUAAGAUUAUAAAGUAGUCGAUAAAAGAAAUAUAUUAAGUUCAUAAAUUCGUCUCAUCUAUAUAUUUAAAAAUCAUAAUAA
Messenger RNA from Apis laboriosa (Himalayan honeybee), 1239 nucleotides. It is a transcript of the gene IPIP, whose product is annotated as sesquipedalian-1. Gene Ontology annotation, cellular component: trans-Golgi network; recycling endosome; early endosome. The transcript has 3 exons. Lineage: Eukaryota; Metazoa; Arthropoda; Insecta; Hymenoptera; Apidae. The coding region runs from base 470 to 1120 and encodes 216 amino acids. The record is from RefSeq and is a predicted model, not a curated record. Gene Ontology annotation, biological process: receptor recycling; retrograde transport, endosome to Golgi; endosome organization.